Miscanthus lutarioriparius is the source of this 261-nucleotide messenger RNA. NCBI's taxonomy places the organism in Eukaryota, Viridiplantae, Streptophyta, Magnoliopsida, Poales, Poaceae. The record is from the annotation of a GenBank genome assembly.
AUGGACGCCGGCGAGUGCUCCACCUCCACCAAACCCCCGCAGCCCUUGGCCGCCUCCCCGCCGUCCCCCUCCGUGUGGGUCAGGCUAGCAGUGCCCGCCGAUUCUGCGUGCCCGGUGGUGGAGGUGGCCGAGGACGACUCCGUGGUCUGCUCCCUCGUCGCGCCGCCGGCCUGCGGCGGCGGUGGGGAGGAGGUCGCGUGGUGCGAGAUCAGGCGCAAUGCCGGGGACGCGUCGUCCGCCACGAUUCGGAACCUCAGAUGA